AUGGGAUCUAACUGGGAAGAAUUUUAUGCAAAUCUUCCAAAGCCGAAAGAUUUAGAUCACAGUAUAAAAUUGUUGGAAAAAUUUUCGGAGCGAGCUCACAAUGCUAAAGGAAUUGUUUUAGUGACGAGUGGAGGGACCACGGUGCCGUUGGAAUACAACACUGUCAGAUUUGUAGACAACUUCAGCGCUGGUACCAGGGGCUCUGUACUCAAAACUCUUGAGCCGUAUUCAAGACAUUUCACCGGACAGAAAUUUUUGGAUAUGCUGGAGCUAAAAGAAGCUGAUGGAAAAAAUUCAGUAGCAAUAUUGCCAGAGUAUUCAGACCGUAUUGCCGAAGUCUUGGUGAAAUACAAACAGACAUUGAAGCAAGAAAAAUUAUUGCAAAUAACAUUCACGACUGUUGCUGAAUAUUUAUGGCUGCUAAGAGCUGUUUGUCAAGCACUAGCUUCUUUUGAACGUCGAGCUAUCAUAUAUUUAGCUGCUGCAGUAUCUGACUUUUAUGUUCCUCCUCAUGAAAUGUCAGUUCACAAAAUUCAAUCUAGUGGACCUCCAAAUAUAUCACUACAAUUAGUACCAAAAAUAUUGAAGCCUUUAGUGAGCUUGUGGGUGCCCAAAGCAUUUGUUAUUUCCUUCAAAUUGGAGACUGAUGAAAAUUUAUUGAUUAAAAAAGCCCGAGACGCUUUAAAUAAUUAUAAUCACAAUCUGGUGAUAGCCAACAUGCUGCAAACGCGCAAACAACGAGUAGUAAUGGUAACGAAGGAGAAAAAUUACGAAAUUUUUUUAACUGAUCAACAAUUAGAAAAAGGAGAAGAAAUUGAAAAAUAUAUAAUUGAUGAUCUUGUAGAUAGACAUUCACAAUUUUUAAAAAUUCAGUCCUAA
Molecule: messenger RNA, 879 nt
Organism: Cotesia congregata
Lineage: Eukaryota; Metazoa; Arthropoda; Insecta; Hymenoptera; Braconidae
Source: the annotation of a GenBank genome assembly